Ambispora gerdemannii is the source of this 561-nucleotide messenger RNA. The record is from the annotation of a GenBank genome assembly. NCBI's taxonomy places the organism in Eukaryota, Fungi, Glomeromycota, Glomeromycetes, Archaeosporales, Ambisporaceae.
AUGAGUUCAUUUUCUACCACAGUUUGGCUUGCGAUUACAGGGUUGGUAUUUGUUGUUGGCUAUAAGAUUGGAAAAACUUCCCUUUCAACGUUACCUCAGCGAAAAAGUCGGCAGAAAAAGAAAAAUGAAGACAAUAAUAACGGCAGUGAUUCUGAAAUAAUUCCAUUUAAUCAGCCCGACGACCAACAGAUUAAUUCUGAUAACUUCGGUUACUUUAAAUUGGUAUUGCUGAUUCGUAAUGAUUUGAAUAUGACUAAAGGUAAAGUGGCGGCACAAUGCUCACACGCUACGCUCGCAUGCUACAAAUCAUUGCAAGCAUCCAAUUCAAAGAUGCUUAAAGCCUGGGAAAGAUCCGGACAAAUGAAAAUAGCAUUGAAAAUUAAUGAUGAAACAGAACUACUAGAAUUACAAGCGAUCGCUCUAAGUCUCGGACUAUGCGCAGAGCAUAUAACGGACGCUGGUCACACUCAAGUUAUUCCAGGAACAACAACUGUAUUAGGAAUUGGUCCCGGUCCAGUUGACAUCAUAAAUCAAGUAACAGGUCAUCUUAAAUUAUAUUAA